UUACUUUAUUUUCUCUUUAAUUACACUGACAACUUUUCGUGGAGAAAGUUUUCUGUGCUGAUACAGAGAGAUUGAAUUUGAAUACAGUAAUAUUCGUUCAUAUCUGAUUUUUUUGGCCAAUCACCCUUUUCAUUUCUACAUACAGUAAAACAAAAAAAAAAAGCUUUGAAUCAGUGCUGAGGACCUUUGGUUUUCUUCUAUGGAAGUAACAUGCCAUUUAGCACCAACUUGGUUGACGCGAUUAACGAAAGGUUUCAAAUUGACAUGAAAAUGAAUCAGAGUUAUUCAUCUUCCUCAAUUUUGGGCGCUGACUUCAUAUUAAGACAAUUAAUGUUUCAAAACACAGUCUUUUGCCUUUGCAAGACAGCAGACAUAACUUUUUGCCAAAAAAAAGAUUUAUUUAGAUGCUUUAGUUUCAUACUAAUUGACUCUAAAUGUUAUACGGCUGUAGUGUGACACAGAUCAGAGGGUCAAGAGGUCUUCAACCGCAAAUUAAACCUUAUUAUCACAUUCACUAUCCUUCGUCAAGCCAAUUACAUGAACAUUCAUGUCUUGAUUUUUUUUUUUUGGUCCACACCACCUCAAAAUAACUUCUUUUAUUAAUCUUUUUUUUUUUUUUUUUGCAUACAAAUGAGUCUUGUUUUGUUGAACGUAUAAUAAUAAAAGUGCACUAUAAUAGUAAAGAGUCCAUGAUUCGAUUUUCAAAAUGUCUCUCAUGUCGGUUGCUCAAGGCAACUUUGCUUGUAUUUAGUUUAAGAAAAUUUUGGUACUCCCUGCUUUUUUGGGUUCUGGGUAGUGGUUCUUUAUAACUUGACAGCUCUGGAAUUAAGAGAGGCCUGGACCAUAAUGUGUCGUUUUUCUCAUCUAACUGCAAAAUACAGGAAAUCCGUUUCCUGGCACUGAAUGCAACCACAGACAGCCGCACGCUCACAUAUAUUGAGUUAUGGACUCCACUGCACUGCUGUCUGUGGUAGGCGGGGCUCUCUUCCUGUCAAUCAUCCUUGUAGCCAGUCUUUGUACAAACUGCUUGGGGCAGAAACAACAAACAUCCAUCCCUCAGAGGUCCAGUGACUCGGAAUACAACCAAAUAUCAAGUUUUGGGCUUAGGUAUCCCAUGUCAACAUAUGAGCACCAUAUGGAUCAUACCAGAACUGGACCUUACCAACCCAAUUCACUCACUUCACCAUCUAUUACUGUCACAAAGGUGCCCUCCUGUCCUCCCUCAGAAACUGGAAGUCAAGCCAGUUAUGUGAAUCAAAACGGUGAGGAGGGAAUCAACAUUCAUGUCAAUGGCCAUGAGAGUGACGAUGAGCCUGAUGUUCAGCCUCCAAGUGAAUACAUAGUUGUUCUUCCAGAUUCCCCAAACACGCUAUCUCAGAGACCCAGCAGAGCUUCGUCCCAGAGCUCAGGAGAACCUUACAUAAAUGUAGAAAAAGAUGAGAAUGUGCCUGAAGUUAUAUCUGACCGUGAGCUGUAUACGGAUGAAUCAGACUCAGACAUUCCUGAUUAUGAAAAUUGCAAAAAUUCUAUUGAACAAUUGUGUAAUUAUUGUGGUUUGUCCCGUGGAAGUCAAAGCAGUGAUGAACGGGACAGCUCUGAUUAUGUCAACACUAGGGAUGUAACGGAUUUGCCUUUUAUCUAACAAGGUCAGAGACCUACAAAGCAUCCCGACUGCCAGAGGAGUUUAGAGGUUUACCUGUGCUUUGAAUUUUGGAGUGCAUUGCCCAGAAAGCUUUGAACCAGUGACACCUCAGAAAACUUCCUCUCUCAAUCCCUAUGACUGAUUUGCUGACGAUACCUGAGAAUGUUUUUAUUAAUUUUUCCUUCCUUUUUUUCCUUUUUAAAUUAACACUUGCUGUUUACAGUGUACUGCACCAGGCAUUUACUUUCAAAUAUAUGAAGUUUUUUGACUCUGCCAUGUAAUAUAUAGCUUUUUGUCAUAAAAAUGAAUAAACAUGUUAGCAAUUGGUUUGUAAAUCGUGAAAUAAAUUUUACAAUAAAAGUUUUACAAUUGA
This is a messenger RNA of Onychostoma macrolepis, 2015 nucleotides long. It is a transcript of the gene lat, whose product is annotated as linker for activation of T cells. Lineage: Eukaryota; Metazoa; Chordata; Actinopteri; Cypriniformes; Cyprinidae. Bases 944 to 1642 code for a protein of 232 amino acids. The transcript has 13 exons. The record is from RefSeq and is a predicted model, not a curated record.